AUGCCAGAAAAUGGUCCGUUCUAUUAUCGUGCACAAACAAUAAAAAUUUCCAAAUCUGAAUAUUUAUGGAAACGAGCUCCUGAAUCUUUUUGUCAAGAUUAUGCUGGCUUUCAAAAUUAUACAAAUCGAUUUCUUGCUAUUCAAUAUGCGAUUGAUAUAUCAAUCAUUGGAUAUGUUACGAAUAAAACAAAUUUAUUUUCAAAAAAUGUAUUUUUCAAUCAUUUUGGUUGUCCAAAAGCUUAUGAUGAUCAAUUAAAUUCAAUUUAUGAAUCAUUUGUUCCAAUAUAUUUUUCAAUGAUAUUUCUAAUAACAUUUAUGAUUAAUAUUGGUUAUAUUGUUGAAGAACGUGAAAAUAAAACUAAAGAAUAUUUACGUAUUUACGGUCUUCGAACUUGGAUAAAUAACUUUGUAUGGAUGUGUCGAUCUAUGUUAAUCUAUGUUAUAUUGAUUUCAAUAGUAACCGGCCUGAGUGUCAUAUCAAUACCAAGUUCUCAGCAAAGACAAACAAGUAUUGAUCGAGCAAUAUUUAACAGUACACACUGGACAUUAAUUUGGACAGUUUUAUUUAUUUAUUCCAUUGAACUUUCAGCAUUUAGUAUUUGUUUUGCACAGUUAUUUAAACGUGUGUUAUUAGCAAAACUAAUAGGUUUUAUUCUAUGGAUAAUUACAUUCAUUGAUUUUUAUCGAGAUGUCUCUUCAGUUGGUAUUCGAUAUUUUUCAUGUUUAUUUCCAAAUUUAGGUUUAUUAUUUUCGUUGCAAAUUAUUUUGCAGUAUGAGCGAAAAGGAACCAAACUAAUGACAUAUAAAAAUUUAUAUUCAAAUUUAUUUUCCUAUCAAUUAUAUGUUGGUUUAUGCCUGCUUCUAAUGAUAAUUUAUUCGGGUUUCUAUUUACUAUUAGCGAUCUAUAUUGAAAGAAUUCAUCCAGGAGAAUUCGGUACUGCAAAAGAAUGGAAUUAUUUUUUUAAAUGUUCGUCAAAAGCAAAAACAAAUGAUGAAGAAUCAAAUCAAAAUGAUAAUAAUACAAAUCAUUCGAGUGAAUUAUAUUCAAUGAAUAAGACAAAAAUUCCAUUGAUUAAAAUUUCAAAUUUAACAAAAAAAUAUAAAAAUUUUGUUGCAGUUUCGGAUUUAUCUUUGAAUUUUUAUUCAGGUGAAGUAUGUUCACUAUUAGGGCCUAACGGGGCAGGUAAAACAACAAUAACAUUUCUAAUCGUUGGAAUGUCACAACCAACAUCUGGUACGAUUACAAUUGAUGCAAAUGCUAGAAAACUCUUUGGAUUUUGUUCACAAUCUGAUAUUCUCUAUGAUGAAUUAUCUGCUGAAGAGCAUUUAAAAUUAAUUGGAAAAAUGCGUUCCAUGAAUUCUAUAUUUUUAAAAGAAUCGAUUGAAAAGAUUCUUGAAUUAAUUAAUUUAAACGAAGAUCGGGAUACAUUGACAAAAAAUCUAUCCGGCGGUAUGAAAAGACGUUUAUCUAUCGGUAUGUCAUUAUUUGGUGAUCCAAAAAUUCUUAUCUUUGAUGAACCAACAGCUGGCGUCCAAUUCGAAUAUCGAUUUUUUGUUGAAAAAAAGCAAAACUAUGAAAAUGAAAUUAUUACAAAAUUCAUUCAACGAUAUAUACCAGAUGUAAUACUAGAAAAAGAAUCGCCAAUAGAAAUGAUUUUCGGCAUAAAAAGAAAUCGUUCAAAACAAAUUAGUCGUUUAAUUUCUGAACUGGAUAAGAGAAAAUUGAAUAUUGGAAUUGAAGAAUAUGGAUUUUCAAUGAUUACAAUUGAAGAUGUCUUUCUAAAAUUACUUCGUGAACAGGGAGAAAAUUCAAUUCUAUCCAAUGAAAUCGAAAUUAAUCAUGUGUUCAAUAAUAAUUACGAAUAUGAAAAAGGCUUUCGUCUAACCAUUUUUCGUCUACUUGCAUUAUUAAUCAAGCGAUGGCAAAUUUUACGGCGACGAUAUAAUUUUCUUCUUGCAUUUUUCAUCUUUCCAAUUCUAUUUCAAAUUCUCAUUGUUAUUUUCAUUCCAUCAGCACAAGAUACUCAAGCAGCAUUUGCACAUAAUGCUCACAUAAAAGAUGCCCAAGUUAAAUUUAAUCCAUCAAGCUAUAAUCCGCAUACUGUGGUAAUUUAUUCCAAUGAUCAUGAAACAUAUAUUUAUAAAAACUUAAUAAAUUCACUUGAAAAAUCUGGUGCAAAUAUUGAUGAAAUUCACACUAAUGAUAUACUUGAUUAUAUUCAUGAUAGAUAUUUAAUUGACGAAGAGACUUUUAUUAAUAAAUAUCAAAUGGCAUUUUCAAUAAGUUUUAACGAAACAUUAAUAGAAAAUCCUUUUAGUUAUAAUAUUUAUUUCUCAACAGUUAACUUUCAUGUUAUGCCGACAAGUUUAAAUAUAAUGUCAUCCAAUCUAUUUCAAUAUUAUUCGAAUUCAACGUUAAAACAAAUUGAAACUAUAAAUCAACCAAUAAUUAUACCAAAAGAGAGUAGCAAAUAUAUCGGAGAUUUCUUUGAUAUUUUGUAUUGUUUCGAUGUUUUACCAUUAUCACUAUUUAAUUUUAUUGAUAGUAUUAUCGGUAUUGUGUUCAUUGGAAUUCUUAUUUUACCCAUAACGCAAGAACGUUUAAAUCAUUCGAAAAAUUUACAAUUAUUAACAAAUUUAAGUAAAAAAAUUUAUUGGCUCUCCAAUAUAAUAUUUGAUAUAUGUUUAUGUCUUAUACUUUCAAGUAUUUUAACAAUUAUUCUUAAGAUUGGUUCAAUAAUUAAUUCAAAUCCUCAAGCUGAAAUCCAAAUUUAUAGAAAUAUUGAACAAAUUGGAUAUUAUUUUUUAAUAAUUUUCAUGUAUUCAUUAGCUUCAGUGCCAAUGAUUUAUAUUUAUUCAUUUAUUCAAAAAUUAGUAAAACAAACAGAAGUAACAAAUGCGACAAGUAUAAUCAAUUUAUCAAAUAUUAUGAAUCAAAUGACUUGGAUUAUAACAGUACUUUUUCCAUGUGUAAAUUUCAAGCGUUCAUUAUAUAAUAUUCGUUUGAAAUCAGAUAAAUAUUGUAUUUCUGUAUAUAAUUCAGUAAUGUUUACUAAUUAUUCUUCAAACAAUUCAUGGAUGUCAAUUCAUGAACCAGCAAUUGGAAUUUUAUUUAUUAUUUUUUCUUGUCAAAUGGUAUUCUGGCUUCUUGUUUUAAUUUUAAUUGAAAACCGAAUUUUAUUCAAGAGUAUUUAUCAUAAAUGUUGGAAGAACAAGAAAAGAGAAACAACAAAAUCAAAUCAAUGGACUGAUACACAUUUAGACGAAGACGUACGAAAUGAACGUGAAUUAAUCAUAAAUAAAAAUACUGUAUUGGAUACAUCAAUUAUUUUUGUUCGCGAUCUUGUACAAGGAUUUAAGAAACGAAAAGAAAAAUCAAUGCAUCGACAAUCGUGCACAAUUAUUGAUCAUUUGAAUUUUUUUGUUCCGAAACAAUCAUGCUUUGGUUUAUUAGGAGCAAAUGGCGCUGGUAAAACAACAUUAUUUCGAAUGUUAAUUGGCGAAUCGAAACCUAUAUCUGGGGAUAUAUUUAUCAAUGGGGAAAAUAUUAAUAAAAUAAAAGAUGCUAUUGAUAUUGGCUAUUGUCCACAAUUUAAUUGGCUUAUAAAUAAUUUAACUGUUACUGAAACAAUAACUUUAUUUGCAAGAUUAAAAGGAAUAAGAUGGGCAGAGUUACCUGAAUUAUGUAAUCAUAUGUUACAAAUUUUUGAUCUUGGUUUAUAUGAAAAUAAACAGAUACAAGAACUUAGUGGUGGAAAUAAACGAAAAGUUAGCACAUUGCUAGCAUUCAUGGGUAAAUCAAAGAUCGUACUUUUAGAUGAACCAACUACGGGUUUAGAUGCACUUGCGAAGCGAAAACUAUGGAAUAUUAUUCGAACAGCACAUCACUUUGAUAGAACUGUUAUUUUAACAAGUCAUAGUAUGGAAGAAUGUGAAGCAUUAUGUACAAAAAUUGGAAUUAUGAAAUCAGGACAAUUAUUGUGUUUGGGAAAUUUACAAAAAUUAAAACAACGUUUUGGAAAUGGAUACAUUAUUCAAGUUCAAUUAUCGUUCGAUUCAACCGACAGAUUUUUAGAAGAAUUGUUAUUUACUUUUCCUCGAACAGAAGUCCAAAAACGAUAUAAUGGAACAUUAUUUUGUACGAUACCAUUCCUUACAACGACUGAAUAUCCUUUAAAGUUAUCGUUCAUAUUUCGAUGGUUUUAUAAGAAAAAGAAGGAACAAUUAAUCCGUACUUUUGCAAUAAAAGGGCCAACACUUGAAGACAUAUUUAUUCGUUCAGUUGGAGAAAAUCGAACGACAAUUGAUAUUGGUUCUAAUGAAAUUAUAUACACUUAUUUAUGA
Adineta ricciae is the source of this 4344-nucleotide messenger RNA. NCBI's taxonomy places the organism in Eukaryota, Metazoa, Rotifera, Eurotatoria, Adinetida, Adinetidae. The record is from the annotation of a GenBank genome assembly.